GGUCCCGUGCCUCGGGUGGAGGGAGAGGGAGGAGGAGGCGGGCGGCGUUGUGGCAUCGUCAGCGCGGCCCUCUCCGGAGCCUCCGGAGCCCAGCCCCACCCACCGCCCGGCGGCCGGCCGUUGUUUUAUGUUAGCGGGCGUCUAGUGAAGAGGAGGAGGAGGAGGAGGUGGGGGGGCGGCGGCGGCGGCGGCCGGUGAACUGGCGGUGGUGCCGAGUGUGUGGGUGGGGCUGGCGCGGCGGCGGGUCCCGCCUCCUCCUCUUUCUCCCUGUGGGACCACCCAGCGGCAGCGCAGCCCCAUGAGCCGCUCGCGGGAAGGGCGUUAACAACCCCGCCGGCCCCACCUGGCCUCCCCCCGGUUCCCCUCAGCCGAGCGAGCGUCGGCCUCCUCCUCCUCCCUCCUCUCGCCUUCCCCUCCCCGCCCUCGCAGCGCCUCCUGUCAGGCCGGCGCGCGCCCUCGCCUCUCUCAGGAGAGCGUAACAUCGAGCCGCCCACCGCCGCCGCCGCCGCCGCCACCCUCUCCUCUUCCUCCGGGGGCAUCACCCAAGGCACGGGAAGCCCGCGACGGGGCUCGAGCGGAGGUACCGCCGCUGGGAGCGCCGCGGCGGAGUCAUGAAGAUCAAAGAUGCCAAGAAGCCGUCUUUCCCAUGGUUUGGUAUGGACAUUGGGGGAACCCUCGUGAAACUUGCAUAUUUUGAACCUAUCGAUAUCACUGCAGAAGAAGAGCAGGAAGAAGUUGAAAGCUUGAAAAGUAUUCGCAAAUAUUUGACAUCAAACGUAGCCUAUGGGUCCACUGGUAUUCGGGAUGUCCACCUUGAACUCAAGGACUUGAUACUUUUUGGGCGAAAGGGAAACUUGCACUUUAUCCGAUUCCCAACCCAUGAUCUGCCUACUUUUAUUCAAAUGGGAAGAAGUAAAAACUUCUCAACGCUGCAUACGGUGCUCUGUGCCACUGGCGGUGGUGCCUAUAAGUUUGAAGAAGAUUUUCGCACAAUUGGAGACCUCCAGCUGCACAAACUGGAUGAACUUGACUGCCUUGUCAAAGGCUUGCUGUACAUAGAUUCUGUCAGUUUUAAUGGCCAGGCAGAGUGCUACUAUUUUGAAAACGCAUCAGAACCUGAAAGAUGCCAAAAGAUGCCUUUUAACCUGGAUGAUCCAUACCCGUUGCUGGUUGUAAACAUUGGUUCAGGAGUCAGUAUUUUAGCUGUCCAUUCCAGAGACAACUAUAAGAGAGUAACUGGAACAAGUCUAGGUGGUGGGACCUUUCUUGGCUUGUGCAGCUUGCUGACUGGAUGUGAAAGUUUUGAAGAAGCUCUAGAAAUGGCAUCUAAAGGGGAAAGUACACAUGCCGACAAGCUAGUCCGGGAUAUUUAUGGAGGAGAUUAUGAACGGUUUGGCUUGCCAGGGUGGGCAGUGGCAUCUAGCUUCGGGAAUAUGAUCUACAAGGAAAAGCGGGAAUCUGUUAGUAAGGAAGACCUGGCUAGAGCUACACUGGUUACUAUCACCAAUAAUAUCGGAUCUAUAGCACGGAUGUGUGCUGUAAAUGAGAAGAUAAACCGUGUUGUCUUUGUUGGUAACUUUUUACGUGUGAAUACGUUGUCGAUGAAGCUUUUGGCAUAUGCACUGGAUUACUGGUCCAAAGGCCAGUUGAAAGCUUUGUUCCUAGAACAUGAGGGAUACUUUGGAGCAGUUGGUGCCCUCCUUGGAUUGCCAAAUUUCAGCUGAAGUGCAAAGCAUCACAAAACUGAAUUAUUUCCUACCUUUCUGGCAUUAUUACAACACUGUUUUAUAUCAACUGGAACCAAAGGGCCGCUGUCUUGCUAUAAAUGUCUUUAAUUGUAAGAAUGAUGAACUGUCUCACUGAGACAGAGUUUGAAGCCUAGGUGUUUCUUUCAGAAGCACCUGGUGAUUUCCUUGUGUAAGGCAACCUCUAACACACGUUGAGAGUUCAGUAUGCACUACAGCCUCUGAGAAAUGAGCCUAGAAAUCAGAAUUGGAAUAUUAUUCUUAGUUUAGCUGUCCGAAUCCUGCAGCGCUGAUCAAAUUUUGCUCCAAAAACCCCCCUCCAGGCUAUUAGCUUGCAUCUAGUUGUGUCAGUCUUAUAGCCUUGUGCUGAAUGUUAAUUUCCCAUUGGGUCAAAAGAAAUUGACCCAGGGCCACAACCAAGUGCCAUCUGCUAAAAAUGAAGUUCUUUGAUGCAAAGAGUUUUUUUCCAUCAGUGCAGAGAGAUUACAGUGUGUUCAGACUUCCAGUAUUAAGGUUUCGAGAAAAUAAAAAUGAAAAUAUCAGCAAAGACUUUGUACAAUUGAUUUAAGGUGAGUUAAACAACUAAAUACACUUGUGUUUGGCUACCAACUGUAUGGUCAGAUUUUGUUAAGCUUUGCAGUAUCUGAGUUCAUUUGGUGGUUAAAUGAUAGCUGCCUGUGUUGGACGUUCUUCCACGUAGGAUUUUCAAUCAAACAUUAAAGGGCUUCAGAAAAUGGCCAAUAGAAAAAGUCCAUAGUUCAAAACCACCAAACUUCAUUAAAAACUUGGCAGCUGGUGUGACUGAGAUCAAAGUAGCGAUAGCAUUUCAGUUCUUACAUUGACAGUUCUGGUGGGAUGGCUUUUGUGAAAUUCCUCCGUUUAUAUAAAAACACUGAAAAAUUAACCCAGAUGUCAAUUUAGGGCAAGUAUUAAGGCAGCUUUAGAGGUUGUACUGCACAAACUCAAAAGGUCCAGUGUUCAUUGUACUCCUGAUAAACCGUUCCAGAUACUGCAACAGUGUGGCCUUGAAAUAAACUCAACAUACUGGGGCUACUCCUGUAUUUUCACUGUCUGCUGUUUUCAGACUUGAUUGUAAAAGUUUACAGUAGUGGCAUAUUUGUAGAUUGCUGCAGCAAAGCUUACCAUAAGACCUCAGAAGAAGAAGAAAUCAUCUCAGACAAGAAAAUUUCUAUGCAGAGAAAUACAUAAUUGUAUCUCGAGGAAUAUGCAGAUAUCCAAUCCAUGAAUGAAGUUUUCUAGAUGGAAAUUUACCACUCCUACUAGAGCUCAAGCUUAGUGCUUGAUUUACUUGAUCAAGUUGAUAUUAUUUGGGCACAUCAAUCCUUUAUACAGCAAUAUCCAUAUGGAAAAUGUAUCUCUAGAUAUCUAGUGUGCAUGGCUUUUCAAUUUUUAAAAUUCAAUUCCAUUUAACUACAUUUCAGCGCUCAUUGUCAGUAAUUAGUGUUGAUGUUGCUUGUGUUGACCUAAAACUGAUUUCCCUUUCUUACGACUUAAAAAUUGGUGAUCUCUAGAGCACUCAGCAGUGUCCAGAGAUACAUAUUUUGUUGGUCUCACGCUGGACAGAAAAUACAGGCUGAGCCAAGUUUCUUGUUAAAGAGAUGUUGUACUUGACUAUUGUGACCCCAUCUUUUUUAAAAAGAAAAGUAUAACAAAUAAGUCACAAAUGGUUACAUGGCAGUAACGCUUUGCCUUUAAAAGAUUAUAUAUCUUGGCCUCAUGUCUUAACCUAAGUGUUUCAGUUAAAGCGUAUGCUCUCGGUUGCAAUUUAUAUUUUUUAGUACAUAUCCUGGACUGUAAGAAAAUCAUCUAAAGUUUCUCUUGCUCUGUUUUGAGUGCCAUUCAGAACUGAAGAUGACUGAAACAACUGGACAACUCUUCCAUUUUAGUUCCUAGGCAAGUGCAUUACAAGAGUUUUCCUCUAGAAGCAAGCAGGUUUGACAUGUGGUGGCCUAGUUGACACAUCACAUUAAAUUGGAGUUUAAGACAAACUCUGGUUUAGUGUUCCCAUGGUCCUCUUCUUCUCCUGCUUCCAUGCCAUGGAUGAAUGAGCCAGAGUCUGGUGUGUCGUGUCCAUCAAACUUUGGAUUCAUGGUUUGUUUCCUCCACACUGCUUAUGGUUUGUUUUAGAGGAAACAAACCCACGAGCCUUAGUUCAAAUGGCCCAACUGGCUUGUUUUGUCUGCUGUAUAGAAGCAGGGGAAGAGUGCUGUGGAAAUGUCUGAGGAGUGUGCCGCCAGCACACUGCUCAUUUAUAUUAAAGCAAAAGUUUCUAAUAAACUAUGGCUUAGUGAAACAGCUCAGUAUAUCCCACUACAGGAAAAUCAUAGGUAUGAGGGAAACCCUGUAAAUAAAAGCAUCAGCAGUUUCUGUGCCACACAAGUCUGCACUUAUUACAUUAAAGCAAAACGCUUUCCCUGCCUUUUUAGAUUUGUAGGAAUAGAAGCUUCCAGUGUUUUGACUGUAUGUCCUAGAAAUGUUAUAAAUCCCCAUCAUUAAUACAUGGUUCAUGUUGCUAAAAUGGUCUCAUUUAGCACAAAAUGAAAAGACUGACCUCUUUUAGCGUUAGCACUUAAUGCAUAGGACUGCUAAAAACUUUCUGGGGAGAUAGAAAAAUUGCUGGUUAGGUAAAGCAAGAGGUUAUUUCCUUAUUUCUUUAAGGAAAGGAAGAGGGGUUCUGAAUGUUUUGGCUCUUAAGUCUAGUUUUAAGUGUGCCUUAAUGUAUCGAGUUUCAACAAAUUGGACAAUAAUAUUUCUGGUUUUGGAUAUUAUCUGUGGUCCUCUUAACACGGAAUGGUGCCAAUUCUGCAAUUGGCCCCUGUUAAUCAAAUGAAAAACUGUAAAGCCAGGUGGGCCACUGGGUAGCUAGACCUUUUUUACUUAUUUUUCUCACUGUACCUUCUCAAUCAUGUAAUCCUUUGUGCUCUUUGGGGUGCAGUGCGAUGUGUAGCCCUGGGUGCAGUAUAAUACUAAAAUAAGAGAACUUCAUCCUGUUCAGAAGGCAACAAUCUCUUAACAAGCCAAAUCAUUUUCAAGUUCAGUGAUAGUACAAUGCAAUAUCCAUUCCAUGAAGAUAUUCUGUAGCAUUUUCCUUCCCCAACCAUUAAACUUGGCCAUGGGGAGGAUUCAUUCAACUAAUGAAUCUCACCAACAGAACUCCUGCACAUGGGCUUUUUUGCUUGUGCAACAGGACUUGCCUCACCCCAACCCCCAAAAAUGGUGCUGUGGGUGAUCAGGAGUACCCCAGGAACAGCCGGGGGGAUCAUUCUGUAUGGUAAGCCAAAUGGCAUAAUGCGUUCCACCCCAUAUAUUUUCCAUUCAUUACGUGUAUUUCCAUGGACAUUUUUAAAGCACCAUUCCACUAAACCCACGAGGGAAAUAUAAGGACCAGAUCGCCUUUCUCGUUGCUUGCCAUUUGUGUUCUGCUUUGCGAUAGCUAAUAAGCCACAUGAAUCUAUUGGAAGGUAGGGAACCCAUCAACCUCCAGAUGCUGGACUACUCCCAUCAUCCCUAACCAUUGGCCAUGCUGGCUGGGACAGAUAGGAUUUCAGAGUCCAACAAUAUCUGGCAGGCCACAGGUUCCCCAGCCCUGCGCUAUCUCUGUGCCAUUGAAGUUGAUUGUCUGCAACCCUGCUGGAUGUCACUGAUCAAGCAGAUUAAGGCUAAUAAUGCGUUCGUCCUUCUAAUUGUACUGCUUAAGUCAUGUAAGAGUAAAUCUUGAUUUGUUACUAUUUGCAAACGCUGUGGACAUUGUACCUUUCUUUCAGCAUGCGGGGAAUUCAGGCAACCGUUACUGCCAACAUCCAUUGAAAUGACAAAACCUUCAGUAUUUGACCGACGGCAUAUGUGAAUCCUAGCUACACCGCUGAGCCAGUGUUCCUUAAAUUCUUUAAGAUAUUCCUCUGGGCUGCCUCAUGGAUUGCUAUUGAAAAUAGGGAUUAAAGAUUUAGCACAAGGGUAGGCAACCUAAGGUCUGGGGGCUGGAUGCGGCCCAAUCGCCUUCUCAAUCCGGCCCGCGGAUGGCCCGGGAAUCGGUGUGUUUUACAUGAGUAGAAUGUGUCCUUUCAUUUAAAAUGCAUCUCUGGGUUAUUUGAGGGGCAUAGGAAUUUGUUCAUUUUUUUCUCCCAAAAUAUAGUCCAGCCCCCCACAUGGUCUGAGGGACGGUGGACCGGCCCACGGCUGAAAAAGGUUGCUGACCCCUGAUUUAGCAUAUUUAGUCCUCUAAUGUGAAGUGGGUGCACAUAUCCUGGCACCAGUUGUGCACAGCAUGGUGGAGAUGUGAUGGGGCUGGGGAGAAGAUCGUCACCUUGCCCAUUACAGAAUUAAAAAAAGCUACGUGCUAAAUUUUUAGAUGUCUGCUACUUUAAUGUGUGAAGCAGCCCUUAAAAUAGGUUUUGAAUAUUUUUCAGGUGCUUGUACCGAGAUUAAAAUUUCUGUUGCUUAAGGAUUCAAACAUGGCUCAUUUAAUCUCCCAAAUAUUCAUGCAUUCAUGCUCUGUAAAUAGUGCAUAUAACAAUAAAACUGAACUGAAUGCAUUUAGGUUAAGUAAAUAAUAAUAAUAAAAAUUUAGUGGUAGGUCAAAAUAUAUUUCUAAUUGAACCUUUCUACUGAUAGGCCAUGUUUGGCUGUUGAUUAUAAUUUCCAAAACAGGAUUCAGGGGUUGUGAACCUUAACGCACUGUGCCAUUAAAAAGGGACGCUCCUUUUCAUUAUAAUUCAAAUGAAGUACAUUAUAAUAAACCUUAACCUUGCUGAGUUAAGACAAUAAAACUUGGGAGAUAAGAGAGCUGAAGAUCAGAUUGCUUACCUGCGCUAAAUGGAAAGGCUGGGAAAAGCAGCGCAGGAUUGAGGAGGCAGGUGAAAAACACGAUGCCUUAAUUGAGAGGUGAUAAUCCACUUAAAUUUUCUUUGUACUAUCAUGCCUAGAAUGCAGUGACUUAAGGUUUCCUAAUUCCAAAAAGCAAUGGCCAUAUUCCGAACUUUGGUAAAAUUAGAAAGACACGUGUAGCAAACAUUUCCCUUGAUCUACUUAACAAUAUUUCUCUCCCUCCCAUACCCCCAAAAGAUGUUUUGAGACAUGGCAAAUGGUCAGGAAAAUUGUGAGCUAAAAAUUCAUUUAACUCUGACAUUUGUGCAACUGAUCAGCGUUCAGAAAGUUUGCCAAGUGUACAUUGGACCACAAAUCCUAACUCUACACAGGUUUCAAAGGUGCUCCAUCUUUGAAGAGCACCUUUUUGUGCAGGAAAUGGCAACAUGAAAAUAAGUCCAAAAUGGGUGCUUUUGGUAUGCAGCACUGUAGAAAAUAACGGGUCUCAUGCCGUAGGAAGGUUUAGGCCAGGCUUCCUCAAACUUGGCCCUCCAGAUGUUUUUUUGAGACUACAAUUCCCAUCAUCCCUGACCACUGGUCCUGCUAGCUAGGGAUCAUGGGAGUUGUAGGCCAAAAACCUCUGGAGGGCUGAGUUUGAGGACACCUGGUUUAGGCAGUCAUUUAGUAUUCCUUGUCCUAUUCAUUGUGAUGGAUAAAGUAGAUUGAUGGUACUUUAACCCACCGCUGCUUUGUUUUGAUAGCAAAUAAUGGGCUACGUCAGUUUGGGGGCAUAAUGCUAAACUCAUGCCUUGUGAAAGAGUUGGAAGUGAGCUGUGGGCUUUUAAAUUUCCCCCUCCCCCUUCCCCAUUAUCUCGCCGGCUCAAACAUCAAAAUCACCCACUUUCUGUUUUAAACUAAUCUUAAAUCUUGUGUGUGUCUGAAUCAACCAGGGCAGGGAGAGUAUUUCUGGUUAAUUUAAUCAACGGUUUGUUAACACUCUUGGAUCCUAAACCAUGGUUUGAUGUUGGGUUU
This is a messenger RNA of Podarcis raffonei (Aeolian wall lizard), 7601 nucleotides long. RefSeq names its product pantothenate kinase 3. Gene Ontology annotation, cellular component: nucleus; cytosol. Gene Ontology annotation, biological process: coenzyme A biosynthetic process. The transcript has 7 exons. The coding region runs from base 612 to 1724 and encodes 370 amino acids. Gene Ontology annotation, molecular function: ATP binding; pantothenate kinase activity. Lineage: Eukaryota; Metazoa; Chordata; Lepidosauria; Squamata; Lacertidae. The record is from RefSeq and is a predicted model, not a curated record.